Xiphophorus maculatus (southern platyfish) is the source of this 2593-nucleotide messenger RNA. RefSeq names its product debranching RNA lariats 1 (gene dbr1). The record is from RefSeq and is a predicted model, not a curated record. The transcript is spliced from 9 exons. Gene Ontology annotation, molecular function: RNA lariat debranching enzyme activity. Gene Ontology annotation, cellular component: nucleus. Bases 150 to 1769 code for a protein of 539 amino acids. Gene Ontology annotation, biological process: mRNA splicing, via spliceosome. Lineage: Eukaryota; Metazoa; Chordata; Actinopteri; Cyprinodontiformes; Poeciliidae.
GCGUUGAAUGAUAAAAGCAAGGUGGGAAAAUUGGUUCUAUCGCUUUCAACUGUGGAUUAGUAACAAAAUCAUGUGUUUUGAAGAACAUUAGAACCUCUAUGGACAAUCCCUGGAGACCAGUAACCGCCUCAGCUAAAACUUGAUUCACCAUGAAGAUCGCAGUAGAAGGCUGUUGCCACGGCGAGCUGGACAAGAUCUAUGAGACCAUCGAGUAUCUGGAGAAGAAAGAGUCGAUCAAAGUGGAUCUGCUGCUCUGCUGUGGAGACUUCCAGGCGGUGCGGAAUGAGGGAGACUUGAAGUGCAUGGCGGUGCCUGCAAAGUACCGGACGAUGCAGACAUUUUACAAGUAUUACUCUGGAGAGAAGAAGGCUCCAGUUCUCACCAUCUUCAUCGGAGGGAACCAUGAGGCUUCCAACCACCUGCAGGAGCUGCCGUACGGAGGCUGGGUUGCUCCAAACAUUUAUUACCUGGGUUACGCUGGUGUCGUCCGCUAUAAAGGGAUCAGGAUCGGUGGCCUGUCUGGAAUCUAUAAAUCACACGACUACAGAAAGGGUCACCACGAAUUCCCUCCGUAUAAUCCCGAAACGCUCCGGAGUGUGUACCACAUCAGGAAUAUGGAGGUGUUUAAACUGAAACAGAUCCAGAUGCCCAUAGAUAUUUUCAUGAGCCAUGACUGGCCUCGAAGAAUCUACCACUAUGGAAACACGGAGGAUCUGCUGCGGAAGAAGAAGUUCCUGCGGUCGGAAGUGGAGACCAACACACUGGGAAGUCCGGCUGCUGAGGAGCUGCUGGCCCAUCUGCAGCCCAGCUACUGGUUCUCUGCACAUCUCCAUGUAAAGUUUGCUGCUCUCAUGCAGCAUCCACCUAAGGGUAACGCAGCCCCACGUGUCACCAAGUUCCUGUCUCUGGAUAAAUGUCUCCCCUACAGAGAGUUUUUGCAGAUUGUUGAUAUUCCAGACAGAUCGAGUUCAUCUGAAGGUCUGGAAUAUGACCCAGAGUGGUUUGCUGUUCUGAAAGCCACCAACAGUUUACAGGUGACCACUCCUCAGCGCUGGAACCCGCCAGAGAACAACGGCUUGCACGAACGGUGGGACUUCAGAGCUUCGGAGGCGGACAUGAUGCAGGUGAUGGAGGAUCUCAGCGGGGAACUCGGCAUUCCAGACAACUUCAGCCGUACCGUCCCGCCUUACGACCCCGGUCACCCCCAGCCACACACCCCCCCGAGCUACAACACCAACCCACAAACGACAGAGCUCUGCACCAAGCUGGGCCUCACAGACAUCUACUGUAAGGUCGGACAGAGAGGCGACGACGCAGGCAGGUCCCAGAGCGCCACCAGGGAGGAUGAGGAUGAAAGUCUGGAUGAACCCAGCGAGUAUCCGACGGAUACUUCAGGGUUGUCCAGUUCUUUUAACCCUGAUGAGAUCACCAUCGAAGACGAGUGGGAAGAGGAGGAGGAGGAGAAAGGAGCAAAGGCGGACCUGCCCUCAGAUACCCACACCCCCAGUCGGAUGGUCCUGCCAGAGCCCAAAUCUACCAUCUCCCCCUCCGUCCUGAUGGACCUGCCGCCCCCCUCCCACUCUACCCCCAGAGCUCUUCCCGCUCAGCCAGAGGGCGAACAGGAAGGACGGUGCGGUGACGAGGAGGCUGCCGCUCGCAUCCUGAAGCGGAGCAGCGGCGAAGCGGGAAGCAGGAACACGACUCCGAUAAUCAAACGCAGGAACCAGCUCAUUUACCAGACCACGGACGAUGACGAGUGUGAGGGUUAGAACGUAGGAAACGGACUUCUUUAUUAAGAUGUCAUUUUAUGUGUUUUAAACAGAGCCAGAUCAUUUUAGAAAACAGGUUGAAUUUCAGUUAUUUUUGGUAAUAGGAAAUUCUCAUUUAAUGAGAAAGAUUAAAAAAGCUGAACAUUUUUUUUAUUUUAUUUUUUUUAGAAUAAUCCACUAAAACGAAAAGUCAAUUGUGGCUAUUAGAAACAGUAUUUUCAAUGCAGUACGGCUGAACCAUCAGCCAUACUGAUUUUUUUCUUUUUUUUCAGCAAAAUAUGAAUACAUUUUAAUAAGGAACUUGCAAAUAAAUUUCUCUCACUAUCCUAACAAAAGUACUGGGUGUAUUUUUUCCUAGUGAUCUGCAAGCAGAAUUAUGUAUUUCUACAUUUUCUGCAGGUGCUCCAACUUUCUAAAUGGUUUUGGAUAAUUUUUCUGACUUCUAAUCGCACACUUCCAACAAGACUGAGCUCUUUAAGUAAAAUUGCAUCAGUUUCAUGCUAGAAGAAAAACUACUGAACACAGAAUGAUGCAUUAUGUAAACUUGAAAUCUUUUAUUGUAUUUGAAAUAAAACAAGGGAACCACCCAUUAAAACUUAGUGUUUGGCUCAUUAUAAAUUCUGGUAAUUAUAGUAGCUCUUAUUUUUUAAACCACAGAUGAAAUUGACGUUCAGUCAGAUUCUAGAUUUUAUUUUGUCUUUGCAGGGGUUGCCAGUUAAAAGGGUGAAUAUGCUAAUAUUGACGUAAUUGCUAGUAUACUAGCUAUUGUUAGCUUUUCUUUGGAUUCAUUGAGAUUACACAUUAAAGCUUGAGUUCAAUGUCCA